CCUCGCCUCCUAGUGAGACCCCACGUGCACCAGGGAGUGAAAGGAGGCCUUGGCACCCAAUGGAGAAAAGCGAGAAGGCAAAAAGCCGUGACAGGCAUGAGUCACGUUUAUAUGCCAGGGCCCCUGUCGAGAGCAUUUCCUGCAUUGCCUCUCCUGUACAUCUUUGUUAAAGUGCGGAAGGUAACUCUCGCCCUUGCUAAGAGCUUGGGCUCGAGGGAUGGUGGGAGUCAAGGCGUGUAAAGCUCACGCAGAAAGUAGUAUUUAAUGUUGCUACUGCUUGUCGCUAUUUCACAGGUUAGGAAACGGUACAGCCUGGUUAAGCAACCUGCCCACAGUCUCAGAGCUAGGGGAGUGGCUGACCAGAUCCAAAGCAGAGGUCAGUCUGACUCCAGAGGCAGACUCUGGAAGAAGGAAAACAGUUCAUUGGAAUCUGAGUGAAAAAAGGUGUCUUUGACCCAGGACAGAUUUUCUUUUUCUUGGCUGCUUGUCUUUUGAGUCAGGGGUUAGAGGUUGCAUUUACACGUUUUUGGAUUUGGACACAAGAUCAAGGGGGAACUACCCUCAGGUUUGGUUCUGCUAUGGAAUUUCUCUCCUAAAUUCGACAACCAUCUACUUCUAUUUCAGACUUGCUGAAGUCAGUGGCUCCAGGAUCAAUGGGUGUAGGCAUUUAGAGAAGUACAACAAGUUAUUUAAACUCCCAAGAGUUACUCUUGAGUAGCUAUAAGAGAUGGUAGUAUCUGUGUAAGUUUGGGAUGUUGCCUAGGGUUUCUGGAGACAGGAGGCAUGGAACAGAGAGGAAUGGCCCAGGGAAUGUGGCAAUGGAAGAAUGGUUCUAUCAGGUUAUUGACAUCAGUGUGCCUGGCUCUGUGCUGGGUGCUAGCGUGCAGCGUUGAACAACCUGCACAGGCCCUUUGUUCAUAGAGCUUAAGUUCAUUAUUUGGUAGGAGAAGAAAUGCCUUUCACAUGAGGUUGGCAGUGUUGACUGGCAAAAAAUAACUCUCCAAGUAAUCCACAAAAGAAACGGUUUAUUCGGGAAAAGGAAAAAGAAACGAAAACGGCCACCGCAGUGCAAGAACGCACACCUCCUACACCGGGCUCCAACCGGCAACCCACGUGCAGGAAGAUAGACCCCGGAUUCCAAGACGGCUAAUCCCUUUAUUCUGAUCCCUCCCCCCAGAAAUUACCAUAAGGAUAAAGGGAUGUCAGGAUUAUAGUGUUAACAAGGGGCCCAGCUCCACCCAUAGUCCUCCCAGCUCUAUGGUUAAGCAUCUUAAGAUGCCAGUUCAAUUUAUCAGCAGCAUAUUUGCCCAAGUGACUCCCUAAGUUGCUGUGCUUGGAGCCCAACCCUGGACCAGGACAUGAGAUGCCUCAGCAGUGGAAUCCAUUUUCUAUCCAGCCACAACUUAGUGCCAUUACCCCAUGGUACCUAUCAGAUAUGUCGGCCAGGUGGAGAGCUGUCCCUGUCCAAAUCCUAUUCUUCUGGAAGCAGAAAAGGCUUUCUGUCCGGCUUGCUAGAUAACAUCAAACAAGAAUUAGCCAAAAACAAAGAAAUGAAAGAAAGUAUAAAAAAGUUCCGAGACGAGGCCCGGAAGUUGGAAGAGUCAGAUGCACUCCAGGAAGCCAGGAGGAAAUACAAAACAAUUGAAUCCGAAACUGUGCGGACAAGCGAGGUGAUUAAGAAGAAGCUGGGGGAGAUUACAGGCACCGUGAAGGAGAGUCUUGACGGAGUCAGUAAAAGCGACCUUGGCCGGAAAAUCAAGGAGGGUAUGGAGGAAGCAGCCAAGACCGCCAAGCAGUCAGCCGAGACGGUGUCCAAGGGCGGGGAGAAGCUGGGCAGGACCGCGGCCUUCAAAGCCCUCUCCCAGGGGGUGGAGUCAGUGAAGAAGGAACUCGACGACAGUGUCCUGGGCCAGACCGGGCCCUACCGGAGGCCCGAGCGGCUCAGGAAGAGGAAGGAGUUUGCCGGAGAGAAGUUCAAGGAAGAGAAAGUGUUUGAGCCCAAUGAGGAGGCCCUGGGGGUCGUGCUGCACAAGGACUCCAGGUGGUACCAGCAGUGGAAGGACUUCAGGGACAACAAUGUGGUGUUCAACCGGUUCUUCGAGAUGAAGAUGAAGUAUGACGAGAGUGACAACGCGCUCAUCCGGGCCUCCCGCGCACUGACAGACAAGGUCACAGACUUGCUGGGGGGCCUGUUCUCAAAGACCGAGAUGUCAGAGGUGCUCACGGAGAUCUUGCGUGUGGACCCUGCCUUUGACAAGGAGCGGUUCCUGCAGCAGUGUGAGAAUGACAUCAUCCCCAACGUAUUGGAGGCCAUGAUUUCUGGCGACCUCGACAUUCUCAAAGAUUGGUGCUAUGAAGCUACCUAUAGCCAGCUGGCCCACCCGAUCCAGCAGGCCAAGGCUCUGGGCCUCCAGUUCCACUCCCGUAUUCUGGACAUUGACAACGUCGAUCUGGCCAUGGGCAAGAUGAUGGAGCAGGGGCCUGUGCUGAUCGUCACCUUCCAGGCUCAGCUGGUGAUGGUGAUCAAGAACCCCAAAGGCGAGGUGGUUGAGGGCAACCCGGACAAGGUGCUACGUAUGCUGUACGUGUGGGCACUGUGCCGGGACCAGGAUGAGCUCAACCCCUAUGCGGCCUGGCGGCUCUUAGACAUCUCCGCUUCUAGCACAGAGCAGAUCCUCUGACCAUGGCACCACAACCUGGUCUUUGGGGCUGGAUCAUCACACGGCAGCCACAUGGGGUGGGACCGAUGUCCACCUGUGGCAACAGACCUCUGGACAAGACUGUUGGCUCUUCCCUGCUCUUAUCCAGGGCAGCUGCAGAAACAGCUGGACAGGGAAGUGCCCGUGGCUGCCAAGGGCUGCUCCCCACAGUGCCAGCCCCUGCACCGCCCUUUGCCCCCAAAGGGCUGCUGGCCAGCAGGUCACCAGGGCACACGGCCAGACAGUGAGUGCCAAGAGACCCUUGUCCAGGGACUCCUCUGGGGUCAGCGUGGUGAGGCCCACUGGCCACAUCAACCAGGCCGUUUUAGCUCCAUUUUAAAAAAAAUUUAACAGUGCCCUUAUUAUCCUGUAUGUAUGUCUGAGCUUUGGAAAUGAUAAUAAAACACUGAAGUUCAGGAGAGCAA
Molecule: messenger RNA, 3124 nt
Organism: Hipposideros armiger (great roundleaf bat)
Lineage: Eukaryota; Metazoa; Chordata; Mammalia; Chiroptera; Hipposideridae
Gene: TIMM44
Product: translocase of inner mitochondrial membrane 44
Exons: 13
Coding region: 1359-2681 (440 amino acids)
Biological process (GO): protein import into mitochondrial matrix
Cellular component (GO): mitochondrial inner membrane
Molecular function (GO): protein-folding chaperone binding
Source: RefSeq, a predicted model, not a curated record